This is a messenger RNA of Triplophysa rosa, 3883 nucleotides long. It is a transcript of the gene nptx2b, whose product is annotated as neuronal pentraxin IIb. NCBI's taxonomy places the organism in Eukaryota, Metazoa, Chordata, Actinopteri, Cypriniformes, Nemacheilidae. Bases 421 to 1713 code for a protein of 430 amino acids. The transcript is spliced from 5 exons. The record is from RefSeq and is a predicted model, not a curated record.
UCUUUUCUUUCGUUUUUCAAACGCAAAAUAACAAAAACCGUGGGAAAAAAUCGUCAGCACUGAUAACAAAGUAUUUUAACUGUUACUUCUUUUUAGUUAAUGAAACAGUUUAGUCGCACCUGUCAUUGAAAGAGAAUAGGCUAAAACGGCGCGCGCAACCAGUAGCCUAUAAACGCCUUUGAAUUUGGAGAGGUGCUCCCACAGUCAGCGGACAGUCGAGGCGUAUAGGCUAAAUUCAAAUAUAGUAGGCUACGGCUUUAUAAUAGACAUAAGUGUGGCUUCAGUACUUUAAAAGCAAUGGUCGUUUUUGAUCACAAAACUUAACGGACGUGUGUAGUUUAAGGUAAGACGCAAUAUUACACUCCCGUGCAUCUCAUCAGUGAACUUCGCAGCAAUACGACAGGCUAUUAUCUCUAGAAAAUGCUCCACUUUGCCGCCGGGGUUUUGUGCGUCUAUGCAUUUACGUGCGUAAAAGUUGUCUAUGGACAAGAUAAGAAGGGAGAGCGUUUUUUGUGUACUGCAAUCCCCAUUGACGUGGAUAAAAGUUGUCCGGUGCAACCUCCGCCUGUGCAGAGCGCAACGGUUCAAGAAGAGGAACUGAGAAACACUGUCAUGCAGCUUCGAGAGACGAUAUUACAACAAAAGGAGACGAUUGCGAAUCAGUUAGGGACGAUAAAAGAGCUGACGUCUAAACUGUCACGAUGUGAGUCUGAUUCUGAAUAUUUUCGGAAAAGCAAUAAGGAAACGAUGGACGAUGUGCCUAAACACUCAAAUGACACCAUUGACAUUCUUGGAAAGACCAUGCAGAGUCUAAAAGAUCGAUUAGAAAAUCUAGAGCAACAGCAAAUGCGAGCCAACAUCUCUGGUGCCUCCUUCCCUAAUGACCUGAGAAAUCUACUGCAGCGUCGACUAGAGGACCUGGAGAAUCAACUGCUCAAGAAGGUCAAUGAACUUAAGGCAGAGAAGUCGCAGCUACAUAAUGAAACCGUAGCUCAUCGCCAACGCACAGAUAAUGCCCUCAAUCUUCUCACCAACAGGAUUUCUGAACUUGAGAAUGGGGAAGUUGGAUUCAAGUCACCAGAGAACUUCAAAAUCUCUCUUCCUCUACGCACAAAUUACCAUUAUGGAAAAGUGAAGAGAAGCUUGCCAGAAAUGUACGCUUUCACUAUUUGCUUGUGGCUUAAGGCAAGCCUUGGAACCCCUGGUGUUGGAACCCCUUUUUCUUAUGGAGUGCCAGGGCAGGCAAAUGAGAUUGUACUGAUCGAAUGGGACAGUAACCCACCAGAACUGCUCAUCAAUGACAAGGUGGCGCGACUGCCUCUAUCACUGGGUGAUGGGAGAUGGCACCAUGUCUGCAUCACUUGGACUGUUAGGGAUGGGGUUUGGGAAGCCUACCAGGAUGGCCAAAACUUGGGUUCAGGUGAGAACCUGGCUCCUUGGCACCCGAUCAAACCUGGUGGAGUCAUUAUCCUUGGCCAAGAGCAGGAUAUAGUAGGUGGGCGCUUUGAUGCCAACCAGGCUUUUGUGGGGGAGCUGAGCCACUUUAACAUCUGGGAUCGGGUUCUGCGUUCCACUGACAUUGUCUCUAUGGCAAACUGCUCAUCCUACAUGCCUGGGAAUGUGGUGGCCUGGACCGAAAGUAACAUUGAGGUGUUUGGUGGCGCAUCAAAAUGGCCACUCGAGCUUUGUGAAACCCGGCUCUUUGACGGUUAAAGAUGUCUUUUGAUGUUAUUGAACACAAUCAUUGAAAAUUAUAUAUUAACGUUUUUAAAGAACAUAAAGAUAAAUUUAACAGCAUUAUACACUUCAUGUAUAAAGUAUAAAUACCAUCAACAUGAGCUUUAAAGUAUAUUCUUCAUACUGUUAACAAGGAAUUUGUCAUCAAUUUAGGCACCCUUUUUUUAUUGUGUGGACACAAAACCAGUGCAAGUGAAUGGGUGCCAGUUCUUUUAAAUAUCUUCUUUUGUGUUCUGCAGAAGAAAGGAAGUAAUACAUGUUUGAAAUGACAAGAGGGUGAGUAAACGAUGACAGAAUUUUUUGUAAACUAUCCUUUUAAAUACAAAUGGAGACCCAAAAACAGUAAAUAUGGAUACCUACAUUAUAAAGCUAAAGCUAUUGAAUUGUAAAACACCUUUUCUCGUUACAAAACAAGGGCCACAAGUCUAUUUUAUACAAAGUGUAGCCUAGCUGCUAAGCACAUUUUGAUGUAUACUUCUGGUCUGUGAUUUAUAAUUUAACGGUUUGAAACAGAUAAUAGGAAUGUUUGUAGAGGAGUGUUGUACCUUUAUGAUCAAGUGUCAAAAUCACAGUCUUGUGUUAAUGUGCAAUAACUUUCAGCUGUAAUAGAUUUUGAUGAAUAAAUCAAUAUUUAUUUUUUAAAUAUUAUUUAUUCUCAUUGUAGAAUCAUUUAUAAUUAAUUCCAAAGCCCAUCUUUGACUGUUUGCAGAAUGACGUUGAAUGUUAUAAAUAAGACUGCCAGUUAAAAAUUGUGAACUUUUUUUGUUCUUUAAUUAUUAAAUAUGAUCAUAUUUGUAUGCACUGUUUUUCAACUUUUUUCAGAAUAAAUGUAAUUUAGUGUUGUCUUUGUAAUGUAUUUUUUAAGAUACCCAUAUUUAUGUUUAAUAUAAGGCCUUGGUUUAGAUUACUGUGCCAAUUAUUUUACAGGGUUUGCUUGACAUGUGAAUUUGUGUUUUUGCUAAUGAAAAAUAAAUGAAAACCUUCAAGACUUUUUGGCUUUUUUUUAUCUUGCUCUGUUUUUGUUCUGCUACAUUUCCUCGUUUGAGGUUUAAACCCGAUGAAUAUAACAUGAUUCCUUAAGCACCAUUAAAUAAAAGCACUUAAGUUCUAACAGACACUGCUCUAAUAUUUAUUUCCAUCCUAGUUCAUGUGGUCUAAAUUGACCUAAAUAUUGAAGAGGAAAUAUCAUAAUGAGAUAGGACUGUUUUCUGAAGAUAUAACGGAUAGAACUGUGGUUGAGGUCAUGAAUAUUUUCUUCCGUGUUGUUCAGAAGAAAGUUAGACAUGAGGGAGAUGACAUGUGAUGACACUGUUCUGUCAGACAGGUGGCUCUGAGAGCAUUAGCCUGACUUAAAGGAUGAGAUCAGUCCUGAGCCAAAGCUUGUGUCACAGACAGACAUCUCACAAACCUCCAUCUAACUAUUAAACAUCAAAAAUGAGUUUGAGAUGGGUGUAAGUUGGGUUAAAAGGUUUCGCAGGUGGUGUUUGAAUUUAAUAAAUACAGUGUUUAGAUGUUGGUAUAAUGUUUGAUUCCUCAAGGUAAACAGCUCUCUGUGACCUUUAUCUGCGGGGAGAGAAAAUCUCCAGCUUCCUCACAGCUUACAUUCCUAAAAUGAUUAACACUUUAAAUAAUGGUGUUUACCAGUGCUCUGCAGUCACAUGUCAACAUUAUGAGCUUUGAAAUACAUGAUUUCUGUAAUGUUUGAUGUAUGAUGAGCAGCUUUCAUCUAAAAAGAAAAUAAGUGAUAUAUUUGCAAUGUGUCGGUAAAAUUUGUAAUCACAUACAUCAUUUAUUAAUGCUCUUGAAGGGAUAGUUCACCCAAAAAUAACAAUUAUGUCAUAAUUUACUCACCCUCUUGUAGUUUCAAACCCGAAUGACUUGACAUCUGAAGAAACUUUAUGUUUCAAAAAAGGUUCGUGGCGAAAAAACAAGUUCUUCAGAUUAUAAAAAAGUAAGAAAGAGAUUGUUAUUUAAAGAACCUUUGACUAAAUGGUUCUUUGUGGAACCAAAAAUGGUUCUUAUGGCAUCGCUGUGAAGAACCUUUUAAGCACCUUGAUUGUUAAGAGUGUACUUUAUUCUGCAGAAGAAGAUAUUUAGAAGAAUGUUGGUAACCGAACAACGGCAGUACCCAUUCACUUCUAUUGUA